This is a messenger RNA of Anneissia japonica, 279 nucleotides long. Its product is annotated as aldo-keto reductase family 1 member B1-like. The transcript is spliced from 2 exons. Gene Ontology annotation, molecular function: aldose reductase (NADPH) activity. Lineage: Eukaryota; Metazoa; Echinodermata; Crinoidea; Comatulida; Comatulidae. Gene Ontology annotation, cellular component: cytosol. The record is from RefSeq and is a predicted model, not a curated record. The annotation marks the transcript as partial.
AUUGAACUGCAUCCGUAUUUGACUCAACAAGCAAUGGUUGAUUAUUGUAAUAGCAAGGGUAUCGUGGUAACAGCUUACAGUCCGCUAGGCUCACCAGACAGGCCUUGGGUAAGAGAAACUGAUCCAUCUUUGAUGGAUGAUCCAAUGGUUCUGGAAAUUGCAAAUCGCUACAAAAAGAGUCCUGCCCAAAUUCUCAUCCGUUUUUCAAUCGAACGUGGCAUCGUCGUUAUACCAAAGAGCGUCACUCCAGCACGAAUCCAGGCUAAUUUUGAAGUAUGA